AUGGCUAAUCACAUCAUUGCUGAACUUGAUACGGAGGUUUUGAUUUGUGCUCGCGAUAUUUUAACAAUUCGCCCGGUUCCUGAUGAUAUUUUUACUCAACUGAAAACAAGAAUCAUUUUCACUUAUUCAAUUUCGGUCGAGUCUCGACUUCGUCAAUUUCUUAAGGGAGAUAUCCCCACUGAUGGAAAACCAUCCCUUAUUUUAAACCGAUUGCGGAAUUUAGGUGAUAUUAAUUGCAGUGAUGAGGUUGUUAGGUCCGUUUUCUUAAACCAAUUACCUCCUUCAACUCGCGCUAUUCUGGCCGCGUCAAAAGUUUCUACCAUUCAGGAAUUGGCAGAUUUGGCAGAUAAGGUUUACGAGACCACUUACAUUUCUCCUUCUUGUUCCGUUGUCGAUGCAGUGCCUAUUUCUCGACCUAGUUCAUUUUCUGAGCCUCUCUCGAUUAUUCAGAAUCAGAUUAGCGAUUUAUGUGCUCGGGUUGACGCACUUAGCAGCAAGUCUUUCCAAUCAACCGGUCAUCGUUUUCGGUCUGAAUCACAUGGAGCUCGAAACAACAAUAGAUCUCGUUUAUCAUCUCGUAAUGCUGGGUCAAAUUGUUGGUACCAUCAUAAAUUUGGAAAUAAGGCGACUAAAUGUAAGGAACCAUGUUCUUUUUCGGGAAAGUCGAGUGUUGGCAAGUCUUCGGAAAACUAG
This is a messenger RNA of Leptopilina heterotoma, 693 nucleotides long. RefSeq lists its product as uncharacterized. Lineage: Eukaryota; Metazoa; Arthropoda; Insecta; Hymenoptera; Figitidae. The transcript has a single exon. The coding region runs from base 1 to 693 and encodes 230 amino acids. The record is from RefSeq and is a predicted model, not a curated record.